Miniopterus natalensis is the source of this 3875-nucleotide messenger RNA. The record is from RefSeq and is a predicted model, not a curated record. NCBI's taxonomy places the organism in Eukaryota, Metazoa, Chordata, Mammalia, Chiroptera, Miniopteridae.
AUGGUGGAACCCUGGGUACUGCCAGCAUCUGAACUCCCUGUUCCCCAGAGCUAUGGGUCAGGCACACGUGUCUUUUCAGAUAGGGACACGUUGAAAGGAUUCGAUGCCAGCAAUGCCCUCGUCCUGCCCGGGAAGAAGAAAAAAAAGACCAAGGCCCCUCCACUGCCCAAGAAGAAGAGGCCUCUGACCAAGAAAGAGCGGAAAGCGCUGCAGAAAAUCCUAGAACAGAAGGAGAAAAAGACCCAGCGUGCACAGAUGCUGCAGAAACUGAGUGAGGUCCAGGUUUCCGAAGCAGAGAUGAGGCUCUAUUACACCACGUCCAAGCUGGGCACUGGGGACCGCAUGUACCACACCAAAAAGAAGGCUGACGAGGUGACGGCCCAGGGCCCGGAGAAGAUCAGCAGCCUCAGUGGGGCCCGCCGGAAGCGCCGCCUCCAGGAGUCAGAAGAAGAGUCUGAGUCCUCAGUGGAGUCUGAGCCCGAUGAGGCCCCGGACCCUGAGCAGGUGGAGGCUGGUACAGAGAUGAUGGCCCUGCGUCUGCCACCAGCUCAGCCGGGGGACGUAGGGGAGAGCCCGGUGCCCAGUGGUCCACCUGCUCCUGCCGGGACUCCUGCAGCUCCUUCAGCUUCUCUGGCUGCAGCCUCCUUUCUGCCCAGGCCCCCCUCGAAGCCGGCCGUCUUCAUACCUGUGAACCGCUCCCCGGAAAUGCAGGCAGAGCGCCUGAAGCUCCCGAUUCUCUCUGAAGAGCAAGUGAUCAUGGAGGCGGUGGCUGAGCACCCCGUCGUCAUUGUGUGUGGUGAGACGGGCAGUGGGAAGACCACGCAGGUACCCCAGUUCCUCUACGAAGCAGGCUACAGCAGUGGCGACAGCAUCAUCGGCGUGACGGAGCCCCGGCGAGUGGCUGCCAUGGCCAUGUCCCAGCGUGUGGCCAAGGAGAUGAACCUGUCCCAACGGGUUGUCUCCUAUCAGAUCCGCUACGAAGGGAACGUGACGGAAGAGACCAGGAUCAAGUUCAUGACAGACGGUGUGCUGCUCAAGGAAAUCCAGAAGGACUUCCUGCUGCUGAAGUACAAGGUGGUGAUCAUCGACGAGGCCCACGAGCGCAGUGUGUACACGGACAUCCUCGUUGGCCUCCUCUCCCGCAUCGUGUCUCUCCGGGCAAAGAGGCUGCUGCCGCUGAAGCUGCUCAUCAUGUCCGCCACGCUGCGGGUGGAGGACUUCACCCAGAACCAGCGGCUCUUCCCCGAGCCGCCCCCAGUCAUCAGGGUGGAGUCCCGGCAGUUCCCGGUGACGGUGCAUUUUAACAAGCGGACGCCACUGGAAGACUACAGCGGGGAGUGCUUCCGGAAGGUGUGCAAGAUCCACCGCAUGCUGCCCGCAGGUGGCAUCCUGGUGUUCCUGACCGGGCAGGCGGAGGUGCACGCGCUCUGUCGCAGGCUACGGAGGGCCUUCCCGCAGGACCGACGCAGGCCGCCAGACCAGGAAGACCAGGAAGACUCAGUGGCAGAAACAAGGAAGUUUAAGAAGUCGCGGGCGAGGGCGCGGAAGGCCCAGGCGGCGACGUUACCCAAGAUCAGCUUAGACUGUUACUCUGUGCUGCCGGUGGGCGAAGAUGCCGAGGACAGGGAGGCUGAGAUGGGCGAAGAGGAAGCGGCCCUGGGCUCGGACCUGGACCUGGACCUGGGGGACCAUGAAGACAGUGGAGGUGAGCAGCCGGACGCCUCGCUCCCCCUGCACGUGCUCCCGCUCUACUCUCUGCUCGCUCCAGAGAAGCAGGCGAAGGUCUUCCAGCCUCCCCCAGAGGGCACUCGCCUGUGUGUGGUGGCCACCAACGUGGCCGAGACGUCCCUCACCAUCCCGGGCAUCAAGUACGUGGUGGACUGUGGGAAGGUCAAGAAGCGGCAUUACGACCGAGUGACCGGCGUGUCCUCCUUCCGCAUCACCUGGGUCUCCCAGGCCUCCGCGGACCAGCGGGCGGGCCGUGCAGGCCGGACAGAGCCCGGCCACUGCUACAGGCUCUAUUCAUCUGCGGUUUUCAGCGACUUUGAGCAGUUUCCACCCCCUGAGAUCACCCGGAGGCCCGUUGAAGACCUGAUCCUCCAGAUGAAAGCUCUCAACAUCGAAAAGGUCAUCAAUUUCCCUUUCCCAACCCCACCCUCCGUGGAGGCCCUGCUGGCUGCUGAGGAGCUGCUGAUCGCGCUGGGUGCCCUGCAGGCACCCCAGAAAACAGAAAGGAUGAAGCAGCUGCAGAAGUCCCGGCUGAGCUGUCCCAUCACCGCACUGGGCAGGACCAUGGCCACAUUCCCCGUGGCACCCCGCUACGCCAAGAUGCUGGCGCUGAGCCCACAGCAUGGCUGCCUGCCCUACGCCAUCACCAUUGUGGCCGCCAUGACUGUCCGGGAGCUGUUUGAGGAGCUAGACAGACCAGCUGCCAGUGACGAGGAGCUGGCUACACUGAAGGUCAAGCGGGCCCGGGUAGCCCAGAUAAAGAGGACCUGGGCUGGACGGGGGGCUUCCCUGAAACUCGGGGACCUCAUGGUGCUACUGGGCGCCGUGGGAGCCUGUGAGUAUGCAGGCUGCUCGCCCCAGUUCUGCGAGGCCAACGGGCUGCGCUACAAGGCCAUGGUGGAGAUCCGGCGUCUGCGGGGCCAGCUGACCACCACAGUCAACGCCGUGUGCCCCGAAGCUGGGCUCUUCGUGGACCCCAAGAUGCAGCCACCCUCUGAGAGCCAGGUGAUCUACCUGCGGCAGAUCGUGAUGGCUGGCCUGGGCGACCACCUGGCCCGCAGGGUCCAGAGCGAGGAUCUGCUGGACGACAAAUGGAGGAACGCCUACAAGACCCCUCUCCUCAACGACCCGGUCUUCAUCCACCCCAGUUCCGUUCUCUUCAAGGAGCUCCCCGACUUCGUGGUCUACCAGGAAAUUGUGGAGACCACCAAGAUGUACAUGAAAGGAGUCUCAGCCGUGGAGGUCCAGUGGAUCCCGGUUCUGCUGCCGUCUUACUGCCAGUUCGGCAAGCCCCUGGAGGAGCCGCGCCCUGUCUACUGCCCCGAGAAGGGGCGGGUGCUGUGUCACCGGGACAGUGUGUUCUAUCGCGUUGGUUGGCAGCUCCCCGCGGUCCAGGUGGAUUUUCCCGAGGGCCUGGACUGCUACAAGCACUUUGCCCGGUUUCUGCUGGAAGGACAGGUCUUCCCCAAACUGGCCUCGUAUCAGGGCUGUUUGCUAUCCAGCCCCAACACGAUGCUGAAGACGUGGGCCAGGCUGCAGCCCAGGACAGAGAGCCUCCUGAAAGCCCUCGUUGCUGAGAAAGCCGACUGCCGGGAUGCCUUGCUGGCUGCUUGGAAGAAAAACCCCAGAUACCUGCUGGCUGAGUACUGCGAGUGGCUCCCGCAGGCCAUGCAUGCCGACGUCGAGAAGGCCUGGCCCCCCACCUCUGACCGCUGACCCAACGGCUGGCCGCAAGGCGAAGGAUUGGGCUGGGGACGGAGGGGGAUGGCAGCAGCCCCUGUCUGACAUGGUCACUCGCCCCUGGAAGCCCUUGUUCAUUGUGGCCCAUUUUGGACACCGCUUGCUGCCACCCUGGGCAGUCUGUCCCAAGGGUGACUUUGCAUAACUAUUUAUUGCGGGGCGGGUGGUGGUUUAUCUCCCAUGCUGGCCCCCUUUUUAAACUCGCUCUGUGGACUACAUUAGUCCCUGUGGAGGGGUGACUGCAGGUCCGUCCUUCCUUCUUCACGGGUGGGAUGCACCCUCCAUAGCAAGAUGGCCCUGAGGCUCCAUGCCCUCUCCUGUGGAGGGGGCACAAGGAGGGGCAUCUCCCCCGAUGGUGAGCCCCCUGCCGGCUGCUUUGCUGUAAUAAACCUUGGCGUAGAAGUCCA